Messenger RNA from Coccinella septempunctata (seven-spotted ladybird), 1339 nucleotides. RefSeq lists its product as uncharacterized. The transcript has 2 exons. The record is from RefSeq and is a predicted model, not a curated record. NCBI's taxonomy places the organism in Eukaryota, Metazoa, Arthropoda, Insecta, Coleoptera, Coccinellidae. The coding region runs from base 371 to 1303 and encodes 310 amino acids.
AAAUCGUUGCUAAAAUAGCAUCCUCGAAACUAAAUACACCAACUGCAAAAUCGUAUGUUUCCAGAAUACAAUAGUAUCGAUUUUGCUGUUAUUAGAGGCCUAUUCAUCAAUCAAUACAUUAUCGAUUAAUAAUAUAAUGCUAUUCAGCAUUCCUUCCGCAUUUUCACCCAUCCUCGAGCUAGACCCAUGCGAGAAAUCAUCAAAUCCCAAUGAUAAAUGAAGAACCCAGAAUUAGCCUUGGAAAUGGAUGAAGGAGACCAAGAUUUAUUAUGAAACAAAUAUAAUUUGCCUCGGAAUUGACACGCUACUUUAUAUCUCUACACGAAUUGCAGACUAGUAUUAGUCUCAAAAGUGCUAUCAAGUUGCAAUCAUGGGUUAUUAUAAAUUACUUUGGGUGGUGUACGGUGUAUUUUUCAUAUUACAUGAAAUUUCUGGGCUCAAUUCCAAACUGGAUUUUGGGGAUGAUUCUAAACCUUCCUUAGUUAACUAUAACCAGAGAAGUAUUCCGUUACAGUACGAACAUGUUCACGUAGACACCAAAAAGGAGGAUAAUUUGGAUAAAGUUGGUAUUGUUUGUACAACUAAUUGUGAUACACAAAAUUCCCAUAAUGGAAGUUCAAUAGUCGAGUCUGAUGUGGUGGUACAAAUCAAGUCUACCCUAAAUGUCGUAGAUAAAUCGAAAAAACCCGAAGAGGUUCCCGAUAUAGCAGUAGUACUAGGUACUAAAGGCUCUGGAGGAAAAAACGAAUACCAUAACGUGGAACGAGGGUUGCAAUUUACUCCAGUUUCCAAAAAUUUUCAGAAAAAUAACAUCCCAUUAACGCCAAUAAAUGUGCAGACCGCUUUUCCAUCCCUGAUACCCAGCAAUGUUAACGAAAUACAAAAUAGACAAGGCAUCGAAAUUAGCAUGAGGACAUUCCCUGCAGGUCUGGUUUCUCUGCCUGACGGAUUCAAAUACAAAUCGGAAGGUUUGGAAAUCAAAGUGCCAUAUUUCGAACCCACAUACCACAAACAUUAUUUCGGAGAAAAUUCGCCACCCCAGUACGCUUAUUAUCCGGGAAGGAAAUCCAUCCAGAAUCCAGUGGCAUUCAACAAUAUUGCAAGACCUAACUACUCGUUUUCUAAUUGGAACGGAAAUUUUCCCAUACAGAAUCUAAAACACGAUGAAAAUUGUAUAUGUCAAAAUCGGAGUGGCUCUGGAUUAGUUUGGUAUCCUAGUGGUGACAGGGCGCGCACCCUCACACAGGGAAGAAGUAACAGUUUCGGAGUGAAAAUUGAUGACAAACUUGCAUCGAUAAACUGAAUUCCUUUCGACACAUUAGAUUUUAUGACCAUUGUA